GAGAGCUGCAAAUUCUGCAUGUUGGCAGCAAUAGCUAUAUAUAGAAGCAAUGCCAAGAAGAACAUGGGGAUGUCUUGGCUUUUUUGCCAAAAAUUUGCACAUCUUUGCCAGCUAUAGUCACAAGUAUUUCUGGUCUAAAUUACAGCUAAUUUUGUUCUUAUCUAUUUUUGGGCAGCGAUUCUAUCGCAAUCUCACCUACUUGCCUGCUACAGUCACCAGUAUCUCGAGUCUCGCAACUGAUUUUGUUCUUAUUUUACCAGGCAGUGACUGAAGAUGGCAGGACAGCUUGUAUUCCUGGUGAUGUGUUUGUCUCUGGAGACGACGGCAUGGGCCCAUCGCUUCACCACCCCAUCGGACCCCAGCACCCUGCACAACAAAGUCGCCAUGUUGGAAAACCACUACGAAGAGCUGCAGAAGAAAUUCCGCAUCCAGACCAACGUUUUCGAGGCCCAGAACCACAAACUGAAGAGCCAGCUGCGAAGCCAGGCCGGCAAGAUCCGUGACCUCCAAGACCGGAACGACCGCCUCGAAAAGGAGCAGCAGCAGAUGCUCAAGACGUUCUCGGAUCUUAGCGCCACGCUCUUCAAGAGCAAGUGGUCGGGGCAGUCCGCCGUCCAGGAGAUCCUGACCACGACCCCUCUGAUUCCGAGAGCAAGCGCUAAUGGGUGGAGCCUGGACCACAUCAUCCAGAACCAGACCAGGAAGAUCGACCAGCUGGAGACAGAGAACAAGAUGCUGAGAGACGUGGUGAACAGGUUGCAGGAGAAAGGCAGCAGCAUGGAGGCCAUGCUCAUCGAAAACAGCGCCCUCAUCGCGCAGCUCCACGUUAACGAUCGCCCGGGAGUUCAGAAGGACCCGUCCAGGAGAGAUGUUUCUAUUGGCAGCUUGGGCAAGCUGGUCGCCUCGCAGAGCGAUGAGAUCAGGACAUUGAGGAGAAGCUUCCACGACGUCAACGAGACGUUGUCGCUGCAAAGACGCCGCCUUACCAGCCUGGGGGACCUCUUCCAGGGGCAAGGCAUGGUCAUCAGCAAGCAGGCGUCGGUGCUGGAAAGCCUGCGCAAAACGGCGAAGGAGCUUGAGGCAGUGGCAGAGAAGCAGGGUGCGGAGGUCGGGCAGACCCAGCGGGAGAUGGAGACCACAAAGCGGGACCUGAGGAUCAUGGACAGACAGGUGCGAGAGCUGGACCUGAAGCACUCCAUGGUCACCACGCAGCUGGGAUGGAAGUACAACCAACUCAAGAACAUGGUCCCUGGAGGAGAGAAACUGCCUCCAUUGGCCAUAGAGAAGGCACAGAGAACCAACAGCCUCCUGUCUCCUUCCUCUUCAUCAUCUUCAUCAGCAUUCAGCACCAGUGACAACGAAGUCAGCACUCAUGACAUGCAAGGUGAUAGACCUACACGUGUGACGAAUGCAGCAAGCAGUUCAGUCAACCUGGUCAUCUGA
Messenger RNA from Branchiostoma floridae (Florida lancelet), 1443 nucleotides. RefSeq lists its product as uncharacterized. The record is from RefSeq and is a predicted model, not a curated record. The transcript is spliced from 4 exons. Bases 274 to 1443 code for a protein of 389 amino acids. NCBI's taxonomy places the organism in Eukaryota, Metazoa, Chordata, Leptocardii, Amphioxiformes, Branchiostomatidae.